This is a messenger RNA of Daucus carota subsp. sativus, 2323 nucleotides long. Its product is annotated as putative zinc finger protein CONSTANS-LIKE 11. The coding region runs from base 330 to 1592 and encodes 420 amino acids. NCBI's taxonomy places the organism in Eukaryota, Viridiplantae, Streptophyta, Magnoliopsida, Apiales, Apiaceae. The transcript has 7 exons. Gene Ontology annotation, molecular function: zinc ion binding; protein binding. The record is from RefSeq and is a predicted model, not a curated record.
UCGGACGGACGAUUUUGUGUAUCCUUUGUGUUCUUUCAAUAUAUCAGCUGUAACUUAUUUUAUCCGAUAUCGACUUUAUUUUGAUGAUAGAUACUAAUAGCAUCGGAAUGUCCAGCUGCAUGCUAGCUAUGGAUAUGUGCUUCCAUUCUUGAUCACCUUUCUUCUUUCAUAGUAGACGGGAAUUGUGGCUCAAUAGAGACUUUGUGAGAGGAGAGUCUUUGAGCCUGAUUCCCGUCCAGACUUUUUUGAAUUGAUUUGAUUAGGUUAGGUGAAAAAAAAUCAGAAUACUAGAUUUUGGAGGAUUAUUUAAUAGAAAGAAGAAAUAAAAAAUGUCGGGUUUAUGUGAUUAUUGUGGUGUACUGAGAGCCAUGGUGUAUUGUGAAUCGGACUCGGCCAAGUUAUGCUUGCGUUGCGAUACAAGUGUACAUUCUGCAAAUCUUCUGUCGUGUAGGCAUCAACGAUCAUUAGUAUGCAACAGAUGCAACUGUCAGCCUGCCACGGUGAGAUGUAUGGAUGAUAAGAUCUCAUUUUGUCAAGGUUGUGACUGGAGUGGUUGUUCAGGGUCUGGUCAUAGGCUUCAGAAAUUAAAUUCUUAUACGGGUUCUUCCAUUUAUCAAUUGUCAAACAGUUGCACUUCAUUGCUUGAACUGCCUUAUCCGAGUGCAUGUGAUUCGUCAUUUACCCCAAUGGCGGGUUCACUAAUGGUUAAUGAGAGCUCGAUCAACAGCUGCUUGGUACAUAGCCCGAAUGAGUGCUCAUCUGUGUUGGUAGAUGAUAAUACGAAUAGGAUCAAUGAAUUGUCGUCUUCUAUCAAGUUUGAAGAUAUUGUUGAUCCAUCUACAGGGGUUCCUCUGACCUCCAGUUAUGUACCAGAGUGUAAUAACGAUCAACCAUCCUUCUUACCUGCUGAGGAAGGAUCAAAUUUGCCAAAGGAUAUGAUUCUUGGUGAAGGCGAUGAUCCUUGUAGAGGCGUUGAUCUUGAUGUUGCUCUGAAUUUUGAAUGUGGUUAUGAAAUGCCUGGCUGCUCCCAAGAUCAACCAAAAUAUCAGAGGGAGAACGAGGGAUUGGACUGCUUUGGAUUGGAAAAGCUUUUACAAGUUGCAGAGUCAAACAACCAGAUAGGAAGCACUUCAGAGACAGCAUCAUCAAUCCAACCAGAGGGCAUUACUUUUCAAUCCCCACAAGUGAACGGGUCAGCUAGUUUAAUGCAAGCUAUGAGCGGCAGUGCCAGUAGUAUGCUCAUGAAUCCUAGCUGCAUCAGAAAUAUUAGCUUUCCAUUUCCCACUGGACCACUCUCACUACCAAGUAUCACAGAAGAAAGCAAGGUUACUGAUUACCAGGACUGUGGUCUAUCGCCAGCUUUUCUGGCUGGUGAAUCAUCAUGGGAGUCGACUCUAGAGACCAGUUCCCCACAGGCAAGGGACAAAGCUAAGAUGAGAUACAAUGAAAAGAAGAAAACCCGAAUGUUUGGCAAACAAAUAAGGUAUGCUUCUCGUAAAGCUAGAGCUGACACCAGAAAGCGUGUAAAAGGAAGAUUUGUGAAGGCUGGUGAAGCAUAUGACUAUGAUCCUCUUGGGAAAAGAAUCUUAUAAUUCAGUUGAGCGAUUUUGUUCUACUUCCUUGCAGCAUUAAGUCUAAGAAGAUACUUAUUAUUUCUGCAGAGGCCUUCAUAAAUUUUGUUUUGGACGCUGGAUCAACACUUGCAUCAUUCCUGAACUUGUUACCAUCUGUUCAUAAAAUAUUGCGAGGAAUUACUGAUGAACUUCAUGGCGGACGCUUACUUUUCACAUGGCUUUUCAGCAAAGAGUAUAUAAACUUUUUUUCCGGGAAUUUUGCACUAUUUCCUCAAUCCAUCAUUGAGGAGAUUUGCCUUGUUUAACUUUUAAGAGGUGCAACUAUACCAAGUACAAGUAAUAAAUUUCGACAGCAUUAGUUCUGAGACACUGGAACAGAACUCCCGUCUUUGACAGCAUGAAUAAGGAUACAGUGCAGAUAUUAAGUGGAAAAGAAACAGAGAAAGCAAAUUUUUAAGAGAAGUUCUCCAUGUGAAUAUAAACAACACUUGCUGAGUAUAUUUUUUCGUUCUCUCCAUUGGCGUCGUUCAGGUACAAGCUUGCUGUAAGUUCAAGAUUUUUUGUGCAAUUGCAGUCAAGUUGAGGGAAGAUGCCUCUACAAUUUUGUCUUACAAAUAAUCACUUCUGUUAGUGGUAAUACCUUUGCGGGAUCUUUUUAUGCUUUUUUCGGCUGCUAGAAAUCUGGAUAAUAAUUCACCAGAGCAGCCAGAGCCUUACAGUUUUGGAAAUAUGAGAUUAAAAUUUAUUUA